CGCCAUUUCAGCAGUUGGUGUAUAAGCCCCGAAACAGAUAGACAACUUCUUAGAAAAGGAAAAUUGUGAAACUGAAUAACUUAACGCCAUUAAAUUCAAGAAAAAUCAUGAAGAUAUUACUUUCAAUUGCUUUGGCUACGAUUCUUGCAUCUCUACCGGUAGACAGUUCAAUGAUAACAUCUAAAAAUGGCCCUCUAAACUGCGACGGAUUAAUAUGUCCUGACAACAGUUCCUCGUGUAUUAUUUCGAAAAAGACUUUCGGCGAUUUGUCCAAAUACAAAUAUGUUCGAAUAUGCACUGAUGAGUUCGGAGUCCCAACUGACUCUAAAACAGAUGAGUUGGAGAAUCCCAGUCCAGGCACAGAAAUGAAUACCAUCUCAGCGUACGGAGUCCCAACUGACUCUAAAAUAGAUGAAUUAGAGAAUCCCAGUCCAGGCACAGAAAUGAGUACAGUCUCACUAUACAGUGAGAAUCAAGAAUUAACCGAAGCAGAAUCAGAAGAAACUCAAGAGGAAAUUGGUGAUACUGUCCAAGAAACCAAUACGAUUUUCCAAGAAACCGAUACGAUUUUGCAAGUAACUGAUACAAUUGUGCAAGAAACUGAUGAGGUUGUUCAAGAAACUGGUAACAUAGUUACGGAGUAUGUAAAAGGCGCGAAGAACUAUGUGAAAGACACCAUUAGAUGUUGGAAGAACUGGACUUCAGACUUUGUUUCUAGUAUGAAGAAAAUGUUUCCUCCCGGCUUUCCAUUUGUUAAAUAAUUUUACAUUUUCAACUUGAAAUAAAUUCGUGAAAAAAG
Bradysia coprophila is the source of this 799-nucleotide messenger RNA. RefSeq lists its product as uncharacterized. Lineage: Eukaryota; Metazoa; Arthropoda; Insecta; Diptera; Sciaridae. The record is from RefSeq and is a predicted model, not a curated record.